CGUCAUUCUCUGGAACCUGGAGACUUCCUCUCUUUUGCUUGUCUGGGUCAUCUUGUCUGCCCGUCGCUGGCCCAUCUCUCUCUCUGGCCCCAUCUCUCUCUGUGUCUCAGCAGCUGUCUCUCGCACGCCCGCCGGCCCGUUUCUUCCCCGCAGUCGCCUCCGCCUGCCUGGGUGGCCGCCAUGGGCCGGAAGCGGCUCAUCACUGACUCCUACCCCGUUGUGAAGAGGAGGGAGGGGCCCGCUGGGCACAGCAAGGGGGAGCUGGCACCAGAACUAGGGGAAGAGCCCCAGCCCCCCAGCGAGGAGGAAGCAGAACUGGAGCUGCUGCGUCAGUUUGACCUGGCCUGGGAGUAUGGGCCCUGCACAGGGAUCACACGGCUACAGCGCUGGCACAGAGCAGAGCAGAUGGGCUUAGAGCCGCCCCCAGAGGUGUGUCAGGUGCUGAAGAGCCACCCCGGAGACCCUCGCUUCCAAUACAGCCUCUGGCAUCUCUAUCCCCUUUGAGGUACCACCUAGGCCAUCCUGCCCUUGACACUUCUGCUGGACAUUGAGAACUUCAGGAAAGAAGAACCAGUUGCUGCUGCUCAGCUGAGUUCUGCUAUGGAAGAAUGUUUGGUAGCUGAGUCUGGAGGUCUCAGCCCCUCCAUCUAACCAGAAGACUCCUGCAGCCCCCUCUGAGGCCUGUGCACCUCCAAGAUGGACACUGGUCACUGGGAAUGAGGACCUGGCUGUGACCCAUGGUGUGGCAAAGCAGCAAAGCCUUGUGCAGAGCCAGAUGAAUCAGGAGGCAAAGAUGCACUUCCUACCAAAGACUGGCAAUCUGAGGGCAGGACUGGCUGAGUUCACAGGGCAAGAGGUUCACUACUGCUUACAAUAAAGAACAUUCAGUCUGGAA
Molecule: messenger RNA, 895 nt
Organism: Chinchilla lanigera (long-tailed chinchilla)
Lineage: Eukaryota; Metazoa; Chordata; Mammalia; Rodentia; Chinchillidae
Gene: Pold4
Product: polymerase (DNA-directed), delta 4, accessory subunit
Exons: 4
Coding region: 181-504 (107 amino acids)
Biological process (GO): DNA synthesis involved in DNA repair; DNA-templated DNA replication
Cellular component (GO): delta DNA polymerase complex
Molecular function (GO): DNA-directed DNA polymerase activity
Source: RefSeq, a predicted model, not a curated record